Messenger RNA from Rhopilema esculentum, 2343 nucleotides. NCBI's taxonomy places the organism in Eukaryota, Metazoa, Cnidaria, Scyphozoa, Rhizostomeae, Rhizostomatidae. The record is from RefSeq and is a predicted model, not a curated record.
AUGCUGCGACCUCGCUUACUAUGGCUUCUAAUAAUUUCGGUGGUUUGUUCGUACUGCGGAAAGGAUUUUCAGGUGCUAGGCCGCCACACAUGGCGCUGCAGAAAAAGAUUGCCCGAGAGUGCUGGACCAAACAACACGAUUAAUAUCACAUCAGAGUCUGACAAAAAUGCCCUCCAGACGUCGGUUAUAGUUAAAUGUGUCUGUGGGAAAGAAUGUUCGGGUGCUAAAGGACUGAAAAUGCACCAAAGACGAUGCAGAGUAAUUGAAGGCCUAGAGGAUCAACCGUUGGAUUUUGAAAAUUCAAAUAUUGGCGCCAACCAAUCACUGAUCAGCCAUACGGAAGUGACAACGGAUACACUUUGUGAUUAUGAAAUCAAACCUGGUGUACGUCUGCCUAAGACUGAUGAUCAAUGGAAUACUGCUAACAAUUAUUUUAAAUCUAUCUUUAUUAACACUAAAAUUGAGAAAGUCUCUCUUGAUUCCACGAUUAAAUUCAUGAACGAUUCAAUUUACAAUUAUUUUAAACAUUCAUACGGAACCGUCAACGGAACUCGUGAUAAUGAUCUACUUAUCAAAUAUAAGGACUGCUCCAAACAAUCACUCAAGAAAGAAUUAAAACGUCUGAAAUUGUCAAGUGCUCCACCUACUGAAAUUAAAUUUGUAUCCCGCCUUCUUCGAUCAAAACUCAGCCAGGAUCGUAACAUAUGCAGCUCUGCAACAACAUCCCAAGAUUACGAUAAGCUCAUCUCGAAGAACCUCUGGAGUUUCGUUAAAAAUGUUAUCGAAAAACAAUCUGCCGUUCUGCCAUCAUUCUCUGUUAACCGUUGUACACAAUUUUUCGUUAAAAUGUUUUCAGCAGUCUUCCCAGACCGGCAAUUUGUCAUACCUCCAUGGAUUCCUUUUCUUUCUCAACCUUCAGUUCCAUUUGAUACACAACCCCCGUCUUAUGAAAAAGUGACAAAAGUUAUUCGCAAAAUGAAGUCAGCAGGAUCUCCAUGCCCUUUGGACAAGAUUUCUAUUAUUUGUUUCAAGAGAUGCCCUUACCUCCGGUCAUUUCUGACUGAAAUAAUACGUGUUGUGUGGACCACGGGCCACGUUCCUAGCGAAUGGAAAAAAGCUUGUACGGUUUUAGUCUAUAAAAAAGGCAGCAUUGAUGAUCCGGCAAACUUUCGACCUAUUACCCUCGAGUCUGUACCGCUGAAAAUAUUUACCUCUUGCCUGCGUGAUGCUCUGUUUUCCUUUCUCAAACAAAAUAAUUUCAUUGAACACGAGAUCCAGAAAGGGUUCACUCCUAACAUCUCUGGAGUGCUGGAACAUACUUCACUGAUGGCCCAUAUUAUCAAUAAAGCACGCAUAAAGCAACGCUCUGUGGUUGUCACUCUUUUGGAUUUAAAGAACGCAUUUGGAGAGGUCCAUCAUAACUUAAUCAUUAAAGCUAUGGACUAUCAUCACAUCCCUGCUCACUUUCAAGAUCUCGUGUCUAAUCUUUAUACUGAUUUCCAUACUUCAAUUAUAACAGAUAAUUUCAGGUCUCCGGCCAUUCCAGUCAAAAGAGGAGUACUGCAAGGGGACUGCCUCAGCCCUCUCAUUUUCAAUUUAUGUUUCAACACCUUUAUUCAGCUGGUAAAACAAGACAAAUAUAAACAACUUGGAUUUUCUCCUCAUGACGGCAAUGAUCGCUUGUUUAACCCGGUUCACUGGUUUCAAUUCGCUGAUGAUGCUGCAGUUGUCAAAAGUGAUGAACGCGAAAAUCAAUUAUUGCUAAACUGUUUUACAAGAUGGUGCCAAUGGGCAAAUAUGAUCAUCCGCGUAGACAAGUGCAUCACCUUUGGAAUUAAAAAGUUUGCAACUAGAUCUGCACAGUUUCAGCCUAAACUCUUCAUUAACAACGAUCCUGUCCCUUUUGUGAAACAUGGCGAAUCUUUCAAAUACCUGGGUCGUUUCUUCAAUUAUGAUAUGAAGAACCAGGAACACAAGGAUCACUUGACCUCUUCUCUCCGUGAGAUGCUCAAAGUUAUCGAUUCCUUGAAAAUUCACCCGCGGAACAAAAUUCUACUGUUUAAUCAAUACAUCCUUUCAAAGCUCUCUUGGGAUCUCACAGUUGCUAAUCUCUCCAAAACGUGGGCUCUGGUCUCCAGCUUAUAUUCGGGCUUCAAGACCUCUAUCCUCACAGAUACAUUCCAAACCCCUGCCAUUCCCGUUUGUCGUGGUGUUCUUCAAGAUAUGUAUUGUCCAAAGUUUCUUGGCACUUCACUGUUGCAGACCUAUCGAAGACCUGGGUCAUUGAGAACCUCGAUAAUCUUGUCUCUAAAUACAUUCGCCAGUGGCUUGAUCUUCCCAUAA